Prosopis cineraria is the source of this 3676-nucleotide messenger RNA. Its product is annotated as disease resistance protein RUN1-like. Gene Ontology annotation, biological process: signal transduction; defense response. The transcript has 7 exons. NCBI's taxonomy places the organism in Eukaryota, Viridiplantae, Streptophyta, Magnoliopsida, Fabales, Fabaceae. Gene Ontology annotation, molecular function: ADP binding. The coding region runs from base 249 to 2255 and encodes 668 amino acids. The record is from RefSeq and is a predicted model, not a curated record.
GUUUUCAUAGGCCCGUUGGUGUGGGGUUCAUUCAAAAUAGCCUGUCAAGCUUGACGGAAAUUAUUGGCACUCAUGCAAUGAUUGUUGGGAGGUCUCUUUAUCCCUUUGUCCAUUAAUAUUUCUUAUAUUUCUCUUUAGAGGGUGGUUGACUUUCAGAUCACAGAAUCGAGCUCAACAGAGAGAAAGAUCGCCCUGCAACAAUAGUACAGCAUCUAAUUCAUUGCAUAUCUAUUACUAUAUCUGGACACAUGAUUCGAAGGAAUCGACGGCAAGAUAGAUCUUAUGGCCUCGGUGAAGAAUCUUCCCCAAGCUCUUCAAGUGCUUCUAGUUCAACUCCGACAUGGAAGUUCGAUGUUUUCUUGAGUUUUGCAGGAAAAGACGUUCGCUUGAAUUUCACAGAUCACUUGCAUCAUGCUUUCAAAAGAAGUGGCAUCAGAGCUUUUAGAGAUGAUGAAGGACUAGAUAGAGGAGAAGUUAUUAAACAACAACUCCUUCAAGCAAUUGAGGAUUCUCUUUGCGCGGUUGUUGUUCUCUCUGAAAAUUAUGCAAAUUCUACAUGGUGUUUGGAUGAACUUCAAGAGAUUCUUGAAUGUCGAAAAAAAUUUGGUCGACAAGUUUUUCCAGUCUUUUAUGAUGUAGAUCCAUCUGAUGUAAGACAUCAAAGAAAAAGUUUUGGAGAAGCUUUAGCCAAACAUGGAAAGAGAUUCAGAAAAAGCAAAGACAAGGUUGAGAAAUGGAGGUAUGCCUUAUCACAAGUUAGCUACUUGUCAGGCUGGGACUCCAGGGGUCGGCAUGAAACAGAAGUUAUCCAAAAAGUUGUUGAAGCAGUACGGAACAAUUUAUGUUCUAAAUUGCCAUCUUAUCAUGAUAAUUUAGUUGGAAUUGACUCGAGGAUGGUUGAGAUAAAUUCACUACUAGAGAUAGAGGUGGACGAUGUUCGUUUUGUAGGGAUCUGGGGUAUGGGCGGUAUUGGCAAGACAACUCUUGCUAGAGUUGUUUUUGAAAGAAUCUUUGGCCAAUUUGAAAUGUUUUGCUUCCUUGCUAAUGUCAGGGAAAUUUCAGAAAGAAAAGGCCUAGAUAGUCUGAAAAGUGAACUGCUUUUACAUCUCAGCACAAGGGAAAACAUACGUGGGAAGCAUUCUUGUAUGUUCACUCAUCUAGGAAACCAUUUUCGGAAUAAAAAGCUUCUCCUUGUCCUCGAUGAUGUAAACCAUGCAAGUCAAUUAGAGAAUUUGGCCGAAAGUCCAAAGUGGUUCGGUGCAGGUAGUAGAGUAAUUAUAACAACUAGAGAUUCGCACUUGUUGAAAUCACACGGAGUGCAUGGAAUAUACGAGGUCAAAACCAUGGGAAAAGAUGAAUCUCUUCAACUCUUUUCCAGGAAGGCAUUCAAGAAAAAUCAUCCUGAAGAUGAUUAUUUUGUCUUGUCUAAAUUUGUGGUUGAAUAUACAACAGGUCUUCCUUUAGCACUUAAUGUUUUGGGUUCUUUUCUUUGUGGAAGAAGUCUCCUUGAGUGGGAAGAAACUUUAGAGAGGAUGAAACAAAUUCCAAAUGAUGAUAUCUUUCAAAUUCUAAAAGUAAGUUAUAAUGGAUUAAAUGAUGAGGAAAAGACAAUAUUCUUAGAUAUUGCUUGUUUCUUCAACGGAUGGAAAAGAAAUGAAGUAACCCAAAUUUUGAAAAGUUGUGAUCUUCAUCCGACAAUUGGAAUAAAUAUUUUGAUUGAAAGAGCCCUAUUGAUUGAAAAGAAAAUAUUGAAUGGAGAAACCAUUUUAGAGGUGCAUGAUUUAUUUCAAGAAUUAGCUAGGAGUAUUGUUUUUCAAGAAUCUCCUGGUCAGGUUCAUGGACGAAGCAGGUUGUGGAACCUAGAAGACGUCAGUGAAGUGUUGAAAAAUGAUGAGGGAUCUGGAGCAAUACAAGCUAUUGCUUUGCCUUAUAACCUAGAUGGAGAAAUAGAAGUACAUCAGGAAGCCUUCUCAAAGAUGUGUAAUCUCAGGUUACUCAUCAUAUCAAGUGAAUUGAAAUUUCCCCGUGGUCUAAAAUGCUUUUCUAGUGCAUUAAAGGUCAUUCGAUGGAGGUCAUAUCCUCUAGAAACUCUUCCAAUUGGAAAUCAGAUGGACAAACUUGUUGACAUUCAAAUACCUUUUAGUAAAAUAAAACUUUGGAAUGGCAUGCAGCUUAUGAAGACGUUGAAGUUUAUUGAUCUAAGCAAUUCCAAAGAUUUGGUUGAAACCCCAGAUUUCUCAGAAAUUCCAAUUUAGAAAAAUUAAUUCUGGAAGGGUGCUCAUCUCUUGUUGCAGUUCAUCAUUCACUUGGAGAGUUGAAAAAGCUUGUUGAAUUGAACUUGUCGUGUUGCAUAAGUCUUGAAAUCCUUCCGAAAAAAUUGGAAAUGAACUCCUUGAUAGAGUUAGAUCUUUACUGGUGUCGUAAACUUUCAGUGCUUCCAGAGUUCGGGGAAUGCAUGAAAAAACUGUCAGUGCUUGAUGCCAGGAAGACUUCUAUAACCAGACUUCCAGAAUCAUUUAGAUUCUUGACUGGUCUUGGAGAUUUGAAUUUGAGGGGCUGCAGAUAUCUUGUUCUUCAAAUGUCUGGCUUUAAUCUAACAUCAUUAACUGGGUUAGACUUGAGCCACUGUGGCAUUAAUGAGGGAUCAAUUCCUGAAGAUUUAGGUGGUUUGUCAUCAUUAAUCACUCUACGUCUGGAAGGAAAUGGUUUUGCCAAUUUACCCACUGGUUGCUUCUCUAAUCUUUUUCAACUACUUCACCUUUAUUUGAAUAACUGCAAAAGGCUCAAGUCUCUACCAAAGCUGCCACCAAGGUUAAUGCACUUAUAUGCAACCGGUUGUGCGUCAAUGGAACCUCUAUCAUAUGAUGCAAUGUGGAAUCUAGUUUCAUCACUUGAUCAUGAGUAUCGCCUUCAAACUAACUAUGAGAAGAGAGUGGUUCAGCCCAUUCAGUCAGCAUACGUACCUGAGGUAGAUUUUCUCGCAACAAUUCCGAGAUUUGAAAUACCAUCAUGGUUUCCAAACCAAGUUCCUAUUUCUACGUCUGAGGGCGCUGCGGAAUAUGUAUUCGUGGUGGACAUACCUCCCAAUUUUCGUGCAAGUAAAUGGUCUGGACUUGCUGUGUGCUUGGAAAUAAGAGCCAUUGGGAUGACCUUUGAUAAACUUGUCAUUUCUUGGAGUUGUAGAGCUCCUCAAGAUUAUUAUAUUUGCAAAGAGUGGGCAAAUGAUAUUUCACUUGACUUUGCAUGGCGGCCUCGUCUCUUCAUAAUGCUUUUGGAUUUCAAUGAUAAAACAUGUUGACGACACUUGAGAGGAAAUAACAAUUGCCUUCACAUCAAACUUAACGUGAACUGUGAAUAUUCUAAGCUCCUACAGUUGAGAUGUGGAUGGCGAGCGCUUUGUGAAGAAGAGAUGGAAAACACCACAAAUGAUUUUCAACAAGUCAUUAGCUGAAGGAGGGGUUGGUUCUUCUACGAGCUAUUUAUCCUCAUAUACAUUAUCAACUUAUUUCUUGACUUGAAGAAAUAUUAAUAUUUAUUGUAUGUGCUACCUUAUCUUCUCUUUUGAAACGCAAUUUUAAUUAAUCUUUCUCUACUCAUGUCUACAAUGUAAUUACAGUCUGAGAGAUGCUUCUUAUUUUCAUUUUUUAUUUUUAUUAGUCAUAAUUUAUUUAUUCCA